Molecule: messenger RNA, 1438 nt
Organism: Monomorium pharaonis (pharaoh ant)
Lineage: Eukaryota; Metazoa; Arthropoda; Insecta; Hymenoptera; Formicidae
Product: solute carrier family 35 member E3
Exons: 5
Coding region: 376-1311 (311 amino acids)
Cellular component (GO): Golgi apparatus
Molecular function (GO): nucleotide-sugar transmembrane transporter activity; antiporter activity
Source: RefSeq, a predicted model, not a curated record
ACACAAUGACCGCUCUUCGUCCACUACUCCACAAGUCCACACAAAUCUGCUCCACAGACUUUACUGAUCAGUGACCAGUAGUGUCCUCCGUAAUGUCAAUCGUGGUUGUGGUCUGAAAUGUUGAAUGAUUGGGAAGCGGAUGAUCCAGACACUCGGAUAUGGCACAUCAUUCGACAUAUGCGAAUUAUGUGAUUGUCAGAUGGAGCAAUAAAUGAACCCAAAUGGAACGGUCAUAGUAUUAUUGUUAAUAAUUCUCUAACCAGAAUUGUGUAUGCGCUUCGCACGAGAUGUAACUUGACGUCUUAAGCGUUGUUAACGUCAUCGUUAACGGAAUUGCUGAUUUUUCGCAGCGGCAACUUUAUUUGGUUUUCAAAGAUGAACAAGAAAGUGGUCGUUGCGUUCUACCUGACGCUGAACAUAGCCUUCUCGAUUAUAAUCGUGCUCUUGAACAAAUGGCUCUAUAUUCACAUUCGCUUUCCCAACAUCACGCUGUCCAUGAUACAUUUCUUCAUGACUUUCGUCGGGUUGAUAAUCUGCGAGAGACUGGAUGUCUUUUGCGUCAAGGACAUCGACAUCAGGGAGAUGGUACUAAUUGCCAUGACGUUUUGCGGGUUCGUCGUCCUGACUAAUCUGAGCCUGGCCCACAAUACAGUCGGCACCUAUCAGGUGGCGAAGAUGUUGACGACACCCUGCGUGAUAGUGAUGCAAAUGAUAUUUUAUAGAAAGCGCUUCGGUAUGCUAGUUAAGCUAACACUGAUACCGAUCACGCUGGGAGUUAUCAUCAAUUUUUAUUAUGACAUACAAUUCAACAUCAUUGGAACCGUCUAUGCGACGUUGGGUGUACUCGUAACGUCUCUAUAUCAAGUUAUGAUAAACAGGAAACAGAAAGAGUUUCAGAUGGAUCCGAUGCAGUUGCUAUAUUAUCAAGCGCCAUUAUCCGGUGUUAUGCUGUUGAUUGUUGUUCCAAUUUUGGAGCCAGUUGGACAAACGUUUACACACAAUUGGUCGCUGUUAGACAUAAUCAUGGUGAUACUAUCAGGUGCAGUUGCCUUCUUCGUGAAUUUAACUUCAUACUGGAUCAUAGGAAAGACUUCGCCUUUAACAUAUAAUAUGGUUGGACAUUCCAAGUUCUGCCUUCUGUUGUUGGGAGGUUCGUUACUUUUCCAUGAAACGUUAGCGAUAAAUCAAGUCAUCGGUAUAACACUGACGUUAGUGGGCAUUAUAUUAUACGCUCAUGUCAAAAUGAAAGAUAACCAGCCGACAGUACAAAAAUUGGAAAACAGCAAAACAAAGCCUCUGCAUAAAGUGUGAUUCUAUUUUAGGAAAGAUAAAAUUGAAGGAAUUGAAAUAAAUCACAGUACUUAAUAACAUAUAAGUUUUGUAAAGUUUUGCCGCUGAAAUCUACACUGCAAUAAACAUUUAUUUAUUAAUUCCUGAA